AUGCUUUCUAUCACAGAUAGCUUAUCAGACCGCUGCCAGAAGCUUCAAGAUGUAAGCUACGUCAAUCUCGCGGUAUCGAUAUUAAUCCUUUUUAUGGUAUUCUUCCCGAGAACUCCAACCCUUCCUACCCUUGAUGAUAAUAAACAACAACAUACAUGGCGCACGGCUGUCACGGUAGCUUUGGUAUGCCUUUUUCAUGGCUUCAUCACCAUCGUUAUCAGUGUAUCGUUGGCACUCGGUCGUCCUAAUUCCCUUGGGGUAUGGGCCAACGCGUUGGGAAUUAUAGCUACAAUCCUAGCAGGCAUACAAUACCUACCUCAAAUAUGGUUGACAUAUAAUCUUGGCCAUAUUGGAAGCUUGAGUAUACCGAUGAUGUUGAUUCAAACUCCAGGCAGCUUUGUUUGGUCUGCAAGUCUUUUCGCUAGGUUGGGAGCAGGGGGUUGGAGUACAUGGGGUGUAUUCUUGGUUACAGGAUGCUUACAAGGAUGCUUGUUGGCAAUGGGAAUUUCGUUUGAACUAAAAGCUAGAAGAGAAAGACAGGGUAGUGAGGAUGCAGCUUCCAAUGGAAGAUGUAUUGUUGGAUAUAUUGCAGGCUCGCGAGAACACGAUACAGAUGAUGAGGGUGGAACCGCCGUUGAGAGUACACCGUUACUGUCCGAGUCGGGAUCAACAAGAAAGCCAACUACAAACUCUACUCGGAACUCUGCAUCUAGUUAG
Sclerotinia sclerotiorum 1980 UF-70 is the source of this 717-nucleotide messenger RNA. RefSeq lists its product as hypothetical. Bases 1 to 717 code for a protein of 238 amino acids. The transcript has 3 exons. Lineage: Eukaryota; Fungi; Ascomycota; Leotiomycetes; Helotiales; Sclerotiniaceae. The record is from RefSeq and is a predicted model, not a curated record.